Molecule: messenger RNA, 688 nt
Organism: Centropristis striata (black sea bass)
Lineage: Eukaryota; Metazoa; Chordata; Actinopteri; Perciformes; Serranidae
Product: cell division control protein 42 homolog
Exons: 6
Coding region: 65-640 (191 amino acids)
Biological process (GO): small GTPase-mediated signal transduction; modification of synaptic structure
Cellular component (GO): dendritic spine
Molecular function (GO): GTPase activity; GTP binding
Source: RefSeq, a predicted model, not a curated record
GCACCUGAACGCAGCACCACAUUACCAGCACUCCAGCGGCUGAGAAGAGAAGAGAAGAGACGAGAUGCAGACUAUAAAGUGUGUGGUUGUGGGUGACGGUGCGGUGGGAAAGACUUGCCUGCUCAUCUCCUACACCACCAACAAGUUUCCCUCUGAAUACGUCCCUACGGUUUUUGACAACUAUGCAGUGACAGUGAUGAUCGGCGGGGAGCCGUACACUCUGGGACUGUUUGACACCGCAGGUCAGGAGGACUACGACAGGCUGCGACCCCUCAGCUACCCUCAGACCGACGUCUUCCUCGUCUGUUUCUCUGUCGUAUCGCCUUCCUCUUUUGAGAACGUCAGAGAGAAGUGGGUGCCGGAGAUUUCCCACCACUGCCCGCGGACGCCCUUCCUGCUGGUCGGGACUCAGGUGGAUCUGAGGGACGACAGCAACACUCUGGAGAAACUGGCCAAGAACAAACAGCGAGCUCUGAGCUGUGAGAGCGGAGAGAAACUGGCCCGAGAGCUGAAGGCCGUCAAAUACGUGGAGUGCUCUGCUCUGACACAGAGGGGAUUAAAGAACGUGUUUGACGAGGCCAUCCUGGCAGCUCUGGAGCCUCCAGACAACAAACCCAAGAAGCGCUGCGUCCUGCUAUAGACGCCACAAGAAGAGGAGGAGGAGGAAGAGGAGGAGGAGGAAGAGGAG